Messenger RNA from Aplosporella prunicola CBS 121167, 2608 nucleotides. RefSeq names its product glycoside hydrolase family 3 protein. Lineage: Eukaryota; Fungi; Ascomycota; Dothideomycetes; Botryosphaeriales; Aplosporellaceae. Gene Ontology annotation, molecular function: beta-glucosidase activity. The record is from RefSeq and is a predicted model, not a curated record. Bases 32 to 2434 code for a protein of 800 amino acids. The transcript has 8 exons. Gene Ontology annotation, biological process: glucan catabolic process.
GGCGUGCUUGGAUCCCAACGGUUUCGACAAGAUGGCUCCUUCGUUUGUGCAUCUCGCGCUGCUGACGCUCUUUACCAAUGGCAUCUAUGCCUACUCGACUAACUACACUUCGCAGCUGCUGUCCUCGGGGACCGUGAACCUCGGCGAGUGGCAGUCCGCUUAUGACGAGGCGAAGACGUUCGUUGAGGGCCUCACGACGGCUGAGAAGAUCUCGUUGAUCACCGGCUCCGAUGUUGGGAACUUCUCUGCCCUGAAUUUCAAGGAUUCCGGCGCUUCUAUUCUCGACUACUUUUAUGUCACGACAUGGCCCGUUGGUUCCGCCUUGGCCAUGACCUGGGACAAGAACUUGGCCUACACCCAGCACAAGGCGUUGGGCUCCGAGUUCCGCAACAAGGGACUGCAGGUCAUCAACGGACCUGUCAGCCAGCCCCUGGGAAGGACGCCUUGGGGUGGCCGUAACGCCGAAUCAUUCGGCCCCGAUUCGUACCUCAACGGUAUCUUCUUUGGUCAGGCUGUGCGGGCCAUGAAUGAUGCGGGCGUCAUCACUGGCGCAAAGCACUUCCUCCUGAACGAACAAGAGAAUAACCGCACCGUCUCGUCCGGUGGUGGAGGUGGCGGUAGCCCUCCCGAUGGCGGCAUGGGCGGCGGCCCCUCUUCCAACGGCACCUCUAUGAGCGGCGGCCCUUCCGGUGCCUCCAACAGUACUUCAAUGGGUGGCGGACCUGGUGGCGACAGUGACUCCUCUUCGUCUACUAGCCUUGCUUAUUCGAGUAACGCUGAUGACAAGACUAUCCACGAGACUUACCUGUGGCCUUUCUACGAUGGCGUCAAGCAGGGUCUUGGUGCGGUCAUGUGCGCACUUAACCGUGUCAACGAGACUUACUCAUGCGAGAACCAAGCACUCCUUGCAGGCCUCUUGAAGACCGAGCUUGGUUUCCCUGGUUUCGUGUUCGGCGACGUCGGAGGCCAGAAGACUGCGUUCGGCUCGGCGAACGCUGGCAUGGACUACGCCUCGUCAUCCACCUGGUCCAACUCUACUAUGAACGCAGGAUUGAACAACGGCAGCCUUACGGAGGCUCGCCUCAACGACAUGGCCAUCCGCAACGUCCUUCCCUCUUACAAGCUCAACCAGCAGGACGGCAGCUUCCCCUCCAAGGCCGAGGAGGAAGAUCUCCGGGACGCGCGCAAGAACCACCGCCAGCUCGCCAGACAAGUUGCUGCGUCCUCGCUCGCGGUGCUGAAGAACAACGGCGCCCUCCCGCUCAAGAGCCCGCGCUCGAUGGCCAUUUUCGGUGUCCACGCCGGCGCGCCGAUUGCCGGCCCUUCGCACGAGCUCGCCGUCACGGGCUCUGACGACGUGUACCAAGGCCACGCUGCCGACAUUGGAGGAAGCGGCACCGGCUCCUUCACUUAUCUCGUCACUCCGCACUACGCGCUUACGACCAGGGCCAUGGAUGACGGCACGCAGCUCCGCUGGAUCAUGAAUGACACGGGCUACAGCGCCUCGUCUUCUACCGGCGCCACGGGAAGCAUGGCCUCUUUCAGCACUGGCACUGGCGCUAGUCAGACUUAUGAAGGCUAUGCUGCGGACAUGGACGUUUGCCUCGUUUUCCUGAACGCGUACUCUGGCGAAGGAGCCGACCGCGGUCAGCUCUACGACGCUGACCAGGACAAGAUGGUCACCGAAGUCGCCUCGGAAUGCAACAACACCGUCGUAGUGAUCAACGCCAGCGGCCCGCGCCUCGUCGACCAAUGGAUCGAGAACGAGAACGUCACGGCGCUCGUCUACGGCGGCAUGCUAGGCCAAGAAUCCGGACACGCGAUCGUCGACGUGCUGUACGGCGACGUGAACCCGUCGGGCAAGCUCGCGUACACGAUCGCGAAGAACGAGAGCGACUACAACGUGGGGCUGUGCGACACGGCCGUGUGCACGUACAGCGAGGGCAACUACAUCGACUACAAGUACUUCGACAAGUACAACGUGACGCCGCGGUACGAGUUCGGGUUCGGGCUGAGCUACACGUCGUUCUCCUUCUCCGACAGCGUCACGAUUGAGAAGACGAACGCUUCUGCGCUCGCCAGCCCUUUCGCCACCGGCGCCAAGGGCAUCGGCGGCAAGGCCGACAUGUGGGACACGGUGGCCAAGGCGGCCGUCUCGGUCAAGAACACGGGCAAGGUCGCGGGUGCUGAGACGGCGCAGCUGUACCUGGGCUUCCCGGCCGCGGCGGGGCAGCCGGUGCGCCAGCUGCGCGGGUUCGAGAAGCUGAGGCUGGAGCCGGGCCGCGAGAAGGAGGUCGAGUUUGAGUUGCGCAGGCGCGAUUUGAGCGUUUGGGAUGUUGCGGCUCAGGAUUGGAAGAUCGUCAAGGGGACGUAUACGUUUUGGGUUGGGGCUAGUAGCCGCGAUUUGAAGGCGAGUGGGACGAUGGUUGUUUAAGAGGUGGUUGUGUGGUGGUUUGGAAGAUUAGGGAGGGCGUGUUUUGAUAUGUUGGGUUUCUUCAGUUGUGAAAAUCUUUUAGAGUAAUUAUUUAGAUCUCGCGUUGCUUAUGAGAAAAGAUUACGUCAGUGUUUAAGUGCUUUUGAUUGUGGUAUGUAGUGGGGAAUGACUAUU